Psilocybe cubensis is the source of this 3003-nucleotide messenger RNA. RefSeq lists its product as uncharacterized. The transcript is spliced from 3 exons. Gene Ontology annotation, molecular function: protein kinase binding. Gene Ontology annotation, biological process: signal transduction. The record is from RefSeq and is a predicted model, not a curated record. Gene Ontology annotation, cellular component: cytoplasm; nucleus; nucleotide-activated protein kinase complex. NCBI's taxonomy places the organism in Eukaryota, Fungi, Basidiomycota, Agaricomycetes, Agaricales, Agrocybaceae. Bases 1 to 3003 code for a protein of 1000 amino acids.
AUGACUGUCCCUGACCUCCACCAGGUUACUUUUGUCUGGCCGCAUCCCGAGCCCGAAUCCGUCAUUGUCACUGGUACUUUCGACGAGGUUUGUAAGACCGAUGUAAACGAGCCGGCGACGUCUCAGCUUAUCUCUUCUCAGUGGUCUGGGUCCACACCGCUCACCAAAACCGCUACUGGUUUUGAGGGCACCGCAGGCAUUCCCUGGGGCCAAAAGAUCAAGUACAAGUUUAUCGUGGACGGCGAAUGGGUCACCCACGAGGACCAGCCAACAGAGACAGACCCCGGAGGUUUCGUCAAUAAUGUGUAUACCGCGCCCUCAAAGCCUGUGGACGAGGCCACUGUCGCUCCAACUGCCUCCGACUCCGACUCCAUCCCCGUCAAAGAUGAGGCUGAACCCACAGAAAACGGUCACGCUACCAACGCUAACGGCGCUGCUCUGGCAGAGGUCGCGCCCCCAGCAGAUCUAUCUGCACAAGUUCAGCCAGUAGAGUCUGAGCCGACCAAGCCUGACGUUGCUGAGGCCUCUCCGACCGAAGAGGAUAAGGUCGUAUCCGAAGCCUCAGAUAAGCCUACGAACACUUCUGCAACUGAUUCCCAGUCGUCUGCUGACCCCCCAAGCACCGAAUCUACACCAGACGACGUGGCUUCUGGUGUUGGAGCCGCUGAUAACACCGCGGUUGUUGUAGAACCUGUUAACACUCAAAAGAUUUCCAUCCCAAUCCCCAACGUCGACGACGCCUUCAAUGUCCCAGAAGACUCCCAGACGGCUCCCAACACAGCUGCACCCCAGUCUGCACUCUCGACGAAUACCGUGUAUUACGACGCCGAGUCACCUUUAUCACCUGUUGCUCCCAUUGUGCCUAUUCUCAUCGUUCCAGUCAACGCUGCUGAAAACAACACGGUCGCUCCUUCGGAGCAGGAGGUUGUUCCGGCUCCUGUCGCCGAAGUGGCUGUAGCUGAAACGGCAGUUCCAGAGCCUGGACUUGAAGCUGCUACACCUGUUGCUGAAGAGCUUGCUGCCGAAAAAGUCGCUGUUUCUCCGGAACCUGGUGUUCCCGCUGUUGAAGUCGUCCCAGAACCCGCUCCCCAGACUGCUGCGUCAUCCGAAGAAGCCGCAAAAGUAGAGGAAACCCCAGUGGAGAAAGCUGUAGAGGUUCCUAUGCCUACGGAUUCAGCAGUCGAGUCUGAAGCUGAUGCCACGCCUACGGCUACCGAAGAAGCAUCGACCAUUGUCGAGUCUCAACCAGAAGUUACUGAAGAGGUCGUCCCUGAGCCUGAAGCUGUCAAGGAAGUUGAUACGGUCGCGACUGAACCCGAGUCUGAAGCCGAUGCUUCAACAAAGACUUCUGAGCCAGUCGCUGUGGCAGACUCAGACCCUGUAGCUAAGGAAGCCGAGCCUGUUACUACCCUAGAGGAAACAAAGCCUGAGCCUGCUGCUGCUGCAGAAGAAGCGAAGCCUGAGCCUGUUGUUGCUGUAGAGGAGGCGAAGCCCGAGCCUGUUGUUGCUGUAGAGGAGCCUGAGCCUGCUGUUGCUGUAGAAGAGGUUAAACCCGAUCCUACAACUUCAGAAAAGGCGGCCUCAGAAUCUGCUGAUAUUGGCAGCAAAGAAGUCGAUACAGCUGUCGCAGAAGAAGUUGUUGCUCCUGCGCCAGUUGAAGCUGGACCCACAGAAACCAUUUCUGAACAUGAAACUCCUGUCGUAGCUACAGAAGCGCCUGUUGUACCCGCUGUUGAAGAAACAAUCGCACCCGUUUCCGAAGAGCAAGCAGCACCUUCGGAAGAUGUUGCACCCACAGUUGAGGACUCAGCUUCGCCCGUCGAAACUGGAGAGCCGUCUGCGCCUGCUGAUGUUGUCGCUGAAGUUAAAGCAGAGGAACCUACCUCAUCCGAAGCUGCUCCUACUACCGACAUUGCUGUCGAAGAACCUAUACCCAAAGUCACAGCGGAGGAGCCUAUACCACAGGAGGAACCAGAGGUGAAGGUGGAAGAGCCUGUUACCAGUGAGCCUGAGCCCGCUCCUGUCGUAGAAGCAACGCCCGAGGUCGAAGCUGAUGAAGUUGCCGUAACUGCCACAUCGAAACCUGAGCCUGAGCCCACACCCGUUCCUGCACAACUUCCUGUACCUGGCCUUCUUGCAUCAGCUGCUAUCCAAAACCACCUCGCUGAGAUCAAAGCUAAUGAGGAGACUGUUGCUGCUGCUGCCCCAGAAAGCUCAGAGCCUGCUGUAGAGGAAGCAAGCGAGGAGAAGAAAGGAACAGAUCAAGUCGACUCUGCUGCAGGUGUAAUUGCUGAUAAGGAAGAAGUACUCACACCUACAGUCAUCGAGGUUCCAGAGCCAACGCCUGUGGCUGAGACCAAACCCGAGGUGGUUCCAGCCGAGCCCGUGUCUGCUCCCGAAGCUGCAGAGACAAAGGAAGAGGUUGCUAUUCCAGUGGUUGAGGAGACCGUUGUUCCCCCUGUUGAUGCUGUCGUUGCUGAACAUUCAAGCGCUGCGCCACCUGUGGUUGAGGAAACUGUUGUUCCACCUGCGAUUGUGCAUGCAGUCGAUGAAUCUAUCACUACACCUGCGAUUGAGGAACCUCUUACUGCAACUGCGGCUGCAGCAGAUAGCCCGCCUGCUGUCGCUGAAGUAUCUGCCUCCGAAGCGAAAACCCCUGCUGCCACUGAGUCUAAGGUAGUUGAGGUAUCCAGCCCUACACCUGUUCCCGAAGCUCCAGUUUCCGAAUCUGUCCCCGCUCCCACAAAGGUAGAAGAACCUGAAAUUGUAUCUGUACCAAAGGAGGAUGCACCCGCCGCUGAGGUUAAGGCAGAAGAGAAACCUGCAACCAGCAAUGGCACACCUGUGACACCCGCCAAAGUCGAAGAGCCAUUCCCAUCAGAGUCAAAAGAUUCACCUCCAUCUUCAAAUGUGAACACAGUCCGCAAGAAGAGGACCUCUAUUUUCGGAAAAAUCAAGAAUCUUUUCUCAAGUGAUAAGGAGGAGAAGAAAGAAAAGAAAUAA